GCUUUAGGUCACCGAAACACAAGUCCCAACGAUUAAUCCACAAAGUAUCUGCUUAGAAACCACAGAGUGUUCCUUACAAGUAGUAUUGUCAUGUCUCGGUUGUUGCAUUUGUCUCUGAAUCGCGUUUGCCGAAAGUGCAGUGAAUGUCCACAGAAAUAUCGCUCUUACUCGUCUUUGUUUACCGCUCGAGUGAAGUACGGCAACGUCAAUCAUCAGCUGUCUUUACAAACAUUUAUACAGAGAUCUUUUUCAGAAUCCAAACGUUUAGGCGAUUUCCAGUUCCCAGGCGGGCGGUCGAAAUUUUGGGUUUUGGGGCUGGGGGCUGGCUGUGUUUUAGCGCUGGGGCUGAAAUACCACAUUUGUGUAUCUGACCCUUGUCACUGUGAUGCCUCUGAAAAAACAAGCGAACCUCGGACUGCCUCAAAGUAUGGAGCGGCCAUAGAAAUUAGUCGAGACUUGGUACGCCGGAUUAAGGUACAGGAUGAAGUGGGCUCCCCAGGAGUGGUCGUCGGGGUCUCAGUAGAUGGCACCCAGGUGUGGUGUGAGGGACUUGGUUAUGCAGAUUUGGAGAACAGAGUGCCUUGUGGACCAGAGACGGUAAUGCGGAUCGCUAGCAUCAGUAAGCCCCUCACUGCCACAGCUGUAGCCCAGCUCUGGGAAGAUGGGAAGCUUGACCUUGAUGCGCCUGUCCAGAAAUACGUCCCAGAGUUCCCAGAGAAACAGUUUGAGGGAGAAAACGUCACCAUAACCCCACGAAUGCUCCUCUCUCAUCUGAGCGGCAUACGUCACUAUGAAAAGGACCCAAAGAAAGUGAGGGAGGAAAAAGAGAAGGCAAAGCGCCUUUUGAAGCCUCCAGAGAAGAAAGAGGAGAAGAAUACUGUUGACAACAAAGCCAAACCCAAAGAAGAAGAGAACGGUGCCAAAACCAAAGAAUCCAAAGCAAGUCAUAGGAAGAAAGAGUUUGAACAAGAGGAAUACUACCUCAAAAACAACUUUGAGAAUGUGAUCCAGGCUUUGGACCUUUUUAAGGAUGAUCCGCUCAUUUUCAAACCUGGCACCACCUUCUUGUACUCCACCCAUGCCUACACCCUCCUGAGCGCUGUGGUGGAGAGAGCUGCAGGUCAGAGGUUUCUGGACGUCAUGCAGAAGUUGUUUCGGGAACUGGGUAUGCUCAACACUGUACCAGACGAGAACGACCCCAUUAUUUAUAAUCGAUCAAGGUUUUAUCAUUUCAAUAAGAAGGGGCGCAUAGUAAAUUGCCCUUACGUGGAUAACUCCUACAAAUGGGCCGGAGGAGGUUUCCUAUCGACAGUGGGGGACCUGCUGAAGUUCGGAAACGCUCUGCUCUACAGUUAUCAGGUGGCCAGCCUCAAGGACCCCGCGGGGCUGCUGCCAGGUAUCCUUAAACCCCAAACGGCCAAAAACCUGUGGUCUCCCGUGGACAGGACGGAGGCCUCGUGGGACAAAGACGGACAGUACACUCAAGGCUGGCUGGUGGUGGAGAAACAGCAGAAAUACGGCCAGUGCCGCAGUCGCAGGCAUUAUGUCUCACACACAGGGGGCGCCGUGGGGGCAAGCAGCGUGCUCCUCGUGCUGCCCAGCGACGGUCCCCAUCCUCAGUGCCACACGCUGUGCCCGCCUCAGGGAGUGGUGGUCGCCAUCAUCACCAACAUGCAGUCUGUGGGGCUUAAUACCACCGCCCUGAAGAUUGCUCAGGAGUUUGAUAAGGCCAGGGAAAAGUGAGAUGAAAAUGUCAAAUAGUGACGUCUAGACUUUUUUGAAGGGUCCUUCCCCUUACAAACACCUACAUAAGCCCUGCAGAAGCACUACAUACAGGGUCAUACAUGUUUAUCCUAGCAAAUGCAAUAGUAUUGUGAGCAGCUAUAUCUGAUCAGUCUUUCACCUGUCUAUGGUGAUUGAUACACACAUAUACAAAUGUGUUUGGUGCUCAUGAAAGACGGUAUGGUUUAUUUCAGGUGUUAUGUUCUUCCUUUAUAUGAACCUUAUGUGUGAGGAAGUGUGGACCUAAACUUGACAUAUGCCAAGCAGUCAUGCACAUGUUCUACUCUGUCGUCACUGGCAGAUUGGUGUUGUUAUUUGUGUAUCUCAAGGCUGUCAUGAACAUCAUAAAAUAUGCACUGUGUUUUUAAUUGCACUGUAGUAAAAACAUUGCUUUUAUUUGUCUGA
Messenger RNA from Chanos chanos (milkfish), 2187 nucleotides. It is a transcript of the gene lactb, whose product is annotated as lactamase, beta. NCBI's taxonomy places the organism in Eukaryota, Metazoa, Chordata, Actinopteri, Gonorynchiformes, Chanidae. The record is from RefSeq and is a predicted model, not a curated record. Gene Ontology annotation, biological process: proteolysis; regulation of lipid metabolic process. The transcript has 6 exons. Gene Ontology annotation, molecular function: peptidase activity. Bases 91 to 1743 code for a protein of 550 amino acids. Gene Ontology annotation, cellular component: mitochondrion.